AUGAAGAUAGGAAAGCGUGGGUUCACAUUGAGGCGCUCACUACAAUUAGCUGCUCUCUUGUCUACCCACUGUCCUUCUCGCACCGCCGUGACGUCAGCCUCUCUCGCGUGCUUCGAGACGUCUCGUCCCGCCGUGCACCCACUACAUUAUUCCCCGCUGCUCUCGACCUCGCGCCAUCCCUGGGGGAACCGCGGAGGGCACCGGUCCCUUUUUCGCACCCACACGCUCGUCGCCGACAGCCGCACCACACCCGCUUCGCAUGGUCCGUUGCACGCGUCACGCCCUGUCGCGUCCCCUCGCCCCAAUCUGAUUUCACCGCCAUGGCGUCCGGCGCAGCCGCCAUGCCCGCUGCUGCGCGCCGCCUCGUUCGCUCCCACCCGUUCGCGACCGCCCAACGGCAUGCGCGGGGGAGAGCGGGAGGGGGAAGGGGAGGAGGGGCGUGAAGGGGAGGAGGAAUUCGCGGAGAUGGGCGAAGGGGACGAGGAGCUGGUUGAAAUCGACUGCGGAGGUGGGCAGGAUGGGGUGAGGAGAAAGGGUGGGGGGGCGGGAAAGGGAGGAAGGGAGUGGGAUGUAGCAGCGGGUGGGAUUGGCAACGAUGACGUCCUGUCGGCCGACUUUGAUGACGACGACGCGCCUGCUGAGCUGGCACACGACGGCAUGGGGCAAGAGGAGGGCGAGGAGGAUGAGGAGGCGGGGCAGGACGACUCAGUGCAUGUGUUCACGGCGCACACAGACAGUGUGUACGCCGUGGCGUGCAGCCCUCUCCCGGGCGGCAGAGUGGCGUCGGGUGGCGGGGACGAGGUGGGGUACCUGUGGACCAUCGGGCAGGCGGAGGACCCCAUCAAGCUGGAAGGGCACAGGGACAGCAUAGCGGCGGUGGAGUUCAGUGCGGACGGGCGGUGGGUGGCCACGGCGGGGCUGGACGGAGUGGUCAUGCUGUGGGACGCCGCCACAGGGGAGAGGCGCCACCGCCUCGAGGGGCCCGGGGAGGGCAUCGAGUUCCUGACGUGGCAUCCACGUGGAGCGGUGGUACUGGCGGGGUCGGAGGAUCUGACAGCGUGGAUGUGGAAUGCGGAGACGGGGGCGUGCAUGGCCGUCUUCACGGGGCACAGCGCAGGGGUCACCUGUGGGGCCUUCUCCCCCGAUGGCCGUGCAGUGUGGACGGGGUCAACAGACGGGUCCGUGCGCUGCUGGGACCCGCGCUCUGCCGCCACCACCGCCACCCUCGCAGGCCCAUUGUUCCACAGCGACGCCAUCACGUGUGUGGCCAUGGCACCACAGGGCUCAGUGGGCGCUGCUGGCUCCUCCGACCACACCACCGCCCUCUUCGGCCUGCAGCAACCCAAGGUGUUGGGGUUGCUGACAGGGCACACAGACUCAGUGGAGGCGGUGGUCUUCAACCCCCAGGGGCCAACGGUGGCGACGGCAUCACUGGAUGGGUCGGUGCGCAUAUUUGACAUCAACUCGCUGCAGCUGCGCUCCACAUGCACCCACCAGGAUGGGGUGGUGCAGAUGGCAUGGGCGCCAGCAGCACCGGUGCUGGUGACAGCGACAGCAGACGGAGCAGUGCACGUGUGGGAUGCGCGCUCGGGGGCCAUUCAGAACACCCUGCGAGGCAACCGUGAUGCCGUGCUCUCCCUGGCCCUCACCCCCGACGCGGCCUUUGCGGUGACGGGGUCGGACGACCACACGGCUCGUGUCUUCCAGCUCUAG
Closterium sp. Naga37s-1 is the source of this 1713-nucleotide messenger RNA. NCBI's taxonomy places the organism in Eukaryota, Viridiplantae, Streptophyta, Zygnematophyceae, Desmidiales, Closteriaceae. The record is from the annotation of a GenBank genome assembly.